GGUUUUAGAAUUUCUAAAUCUUGUGGUUUUGGCGCUGAAUGAGUGUGAAGGGAUUGUAAUGGAAGAACAAUUGGGGAACGGCAUGAUGUCAAGGUCGAAAACGACUCAGGAGUUGGCGAUGGAAGGACAGAAGUACUUGGAAGAGACCAUAGAGUUCGCUUUCCAGAUCCUCUCUUCCAUGAACGACGAGCUCUGCAACCCUGUCCUGUGGUCCACCUCUCCCUCCGCCACUUCCACCUCCCCUAAUGCCCCCUCCGCCACCACUGACUCCGCUUCAGACAACUCCAAUCUUCACUCCGAUGGCGCCACAGCCUCUGCCGGCGCCGGAGGCGCCCUCGAAGAGGCUCGCCUGCGGUACAAGAACGCUGUCGCUGCGCUUCGGACCAUUCUCACUGCCAUUCCUAACUCCCAGAAGUCAAAAUCAUUUGAUACCGGUUCAGCUUCUAGCCCUGCUGAUGAAGCUGAAAUUGAUAAGUUGGAGGAGCGAGCCUCAUCUCUAAGAAGGGAGCUUGCCAACAAGAACUUGCUCCUGAAGACACUCAUAGAUCAACUGCGUGAUCUUAUCACUGAUAUAUCAACAUGGCAAAGUCCUUUAUCAACCUAAAGUUUGGGACGAAUACUUAAAUUUGUGGAGCGGUCCCCGAAUCUCAAUAUGUUAUCGUCCUAUGGGUUCAGAAAAUCCUUAAUGAUGAUAGCUUGUAUUUUGUAGAUUUUUUCCUUAUAAUUUUUAUAAAAUAGCAACCUGCCAAUCCUUAACAACAAAAGAAAAUGUAACUAACUACUUUCUUUUGAACCUUAGAGAAGUGUUCCUGUAUUUUGUCUGAGAGAUGAAACUUGUUUGUUGCACCAUUUUUUUCAAUUUAUAGCUCGUUAUUUAGGUGAA
This is a messenger RNA of Vigna unguiculata (cowpea), 883 nucleotides long. Its product is annotated as mediator of RNA polymerase II transcription subunit. Lineage: Eukaryota; Viridiplantae; Streptophyta; Magnoliopsida; Fabales; Fabaceae. The record is from RefSeq and is a predicted model, not a curated record. Gene Ontology annotation, cellular component: mediator complex.